Molecule: messenger RNA, 6819 nt
Organism: Aethalodelphis obliquidens (Pacific white-sided dolphin)
Lineage: Eukaryota; Metazoa; Chordata; Mammalia; Artiodactyla; Delphinidae
Gene: PAXIP1
Product: PAX interacting protein 1
Exons: 17
Coding region: 3927-6467 (846 amino acids)
Biological process (GO): positive regulation of transcription initiation by RNA polymerase II
Cellular component (GO): nucleus
Source: RefSeq, a predicted model, not a curated record
AUAGUACAAUUAGUUUUGUGUUAUUUACACAUAACAGUUCUGAGUUUUUAUAUGAUUGGAUUUAUGAUGUAUUUGUAAACCAGUGUUACUUACUAAACUGCAUAUUCAGUAUGACCUUAUGACACAGUUAAAAUGAUUUAAAUGUUCAUACUUAGUCUUAAGACUUAGAGCUUUAAUGGGUGAAAGUGGUCUUUCUAAAGGAUUACAAAGAUUUAAAACUUGAAUAUGAAAACAUAGUAAAAAUGAAAUUGAAAGAUGACAAGGAAAAUUCAUUCAGAAAUAAAGGCAGAGAAUUUUAUUAAUAAAUAAGGGGCUCAUGCAGAUCAAUAAAAGAAAAAAAUAAGACCUCAGUAAACAUAAACAAGGCAGAAAACUGAAUUUACAGCUUUAUAAAGAGGAAUUACAAAUGAGCAUAGCAAAACCUUUGAUACACUUUAUAAACAAAGACGUGAACGCCUUAAUAGCGCUGAGAUAAGAUUUUCUGCUUAUCAAAUUUGUAAGAGUAUAUUCGGUGCUGGUGGAGCUGCAGACAAGCUUCCCCUCUCCCGGCAGGAGUGCAGUUCAGUGCAGCGGUUUUCUAGAAAAGUUGAGCCAGGUCAGAGCCAUAAAAUAGUCUUUCUGCUUCCCCUGCAGUUCUCUUAUGUUUAGAAGUUCAUCCCAAAUUGAUAGAAAUGAGGGCAGAUUGAUGCAUAAAGGUGUUCAGCGCAGCUUUAUUUAUAAGAGGGUAAAUUUGGAAACAGAUGAUCCACGAUUUGGAAAUGUUUAAGAAACCUGUUCUGUACACUUACAUACUAAUCUAGUUAUGUAGCCAGUUGUGAAUUUUGUUUUAUGAAUAUAUGUAAAGACAUGGGGAAUGUCUUAACUGGGGAAGAAGCCGGGUAUAACAGUUAUGUACAGUAUUACAUCAACCAAAUAUAAUAUAUAGGAAAUAUCUGUAAGAGGGACCAAAAUGUUAACGGCAGUGAAUUCUGGGUAGUGUGAGAAGUGAAUGUUUAAUAUUGUUUUAUGGUAUUCUGUCCUCUCAACCCCCUAGGUAAAAAACCCUCAAACAGUAAACGAUUAUUAUGAAAAACCAAGUUGGUGUUGUUUAAACUCACUUUUUAGGUUACAUGGAACAAUUAGUAGCCAUUGGGCAGGAAGAAGCAGUUUAAAGGGCUCCCAUUUUCUCUGACCUCAGUAGGCCUCAUCCCUGUCUGUAGUUCUUAAGGUGAUAGUUUUGAGAAGGCGUUUAGUCUUCCAUCCCCGUGGAAGCCUUUGAGAAAGGGUUGUAUCAAGGAUGUUAGAUGAGACGAAAAGGGAUUUGAUCAUAAUCUUGCCUUUUUCUUACACCUUUGUAGUAGAGGAUUACGGAACCGGGUAAUAUUAGCUUAAUAUUGUUAGAUUGUCGGCCAGACUCAGCUUUUCAUUCAAACGGUAUCACCAUGAUCCCUUCUCUGUCCAAGCAAUAAGUAAAAUUAAUUUUGUCAUUGUGUUUUUAUGUCUCGUAAAUUCUGAAAGUUCUUUAAAAUUAUAAAAUCUUCUGUUUUUGCUACAUUGAUUUAAUAGAGAUCCUUGAAAAGUUGGCUUUUUUUCCCUUAAGAACCAGAAUUUUGCUGGUAUUUGUAUUUUUCAGCAUUUUUCACAUCUUUGCUAUAAAUGUAUAUUUACAUGUUGAUGAUCUUUAAAGUUGGCUAAAAUGAAAAUCUUCUCACGAUGGGUACUGUGGUUACACGUAAUGUUUAUUGUUUAUACUCCUCUGUAUGUUCCAAAGGUAUAAUAAAUAUCAGAAAAGUUUUAAAUGAAGAUACUUUAUUGCUCCUUAUGCAUAAACACAGUGUACUGUGGCAAAAGGUAAAUUUGCAUUUAAGUAUAUUCGUAUGGAUUGGAUUUCUGGGCUCACGAUUCAGAGCCGCGAACCAGAGGGCGAGGAAGAAGCCGGGGCAGGGAGUCCUGUGGGUGUUUUCUGGGAUCAAGGUCAUAGUGACGUGGUACUUAGCGGACCUGACUUGGGAAACAUAAAGGAACAUCAAGAGCGUGUGAAUUUAAAACAGGGUUUAAAGUUAGGGGUUAGACAUGUUUAAAUGUUAACUGGUUCUGGAGAACCUUGUAGCCUUGGAGAGAAGUAGAACCGAGAUUACAUGUCACGAAGGCUCUGGCAUGUGUGAUAGGUUAUUAUGCAGUGCACUUAACACCUGCGGUUGUAGUGCGCAUGGCCCACGUGCAGGCUGUGCUGAAUCAGGGGCACGGGUGUUGGGGUGUGAGUUUAGAGAAGGUGGCGCCGGUGUAGACUGUGGGAUCAGGAAAGCCUUGGUGGAGGCGGCAAGAUGUGAGGGGCCUGAAACGACGGGCGGAACUGGCGCGGAGCCGGAUGGGGCCACAGAGGCUCGUGCGAGGGGACCGGCCUCAGAACAGGCCGUGUGGCUGGGAGGAGAGGAGGAGAACAAGCGCGCAGGCAGGCGGGCAGAGAAUACAGGAAACUCGAUAAAGUAGCCGCUGUUUCACUCUUCUUGUAUAUUUAAUCUUGGACUGCAAACGCAGACGUUUGCAUUAGAACAUUUGGAAAACACAGGAAAAAAGCAAGCAAAUUAAAAUCACUUGCAGUCUUGUAGGUGGAACUGGUCUGGGAGCUCUAAGCAGGACAGAGGGCAGGGUAAGGAUGGGAAUGUGGACAGGAGGACCAGUCACAGUCUUUAGGCUUGAGAUGAGGAUUUGGACCCAGGUUAGCACCGUGUAGAAGACAACGGCGUGGAUCUAAGGAACGGCUGGGAAUCGGAAGGUCUUGGUGACUUGGGGGAUGCUGUGCAAAGGGAAGAGCCGGUGCUCACAGGGGGCCUCUGCGUGCAGAGCCUGUGGUGGGUGCUCCACAGGAGGCCACUAGGCAGAUGACUUCCUUUUCCAAAGUAGGAACAUUGCCGGACGUGGGAAACAGGACUCUGGCUUCUGAGGGAAGGUGAUGAAGUCGGACUGAAGCCCCUCGCUGUCCGAGUGUCGGGCCUGGGAGAUGCAGCGUGAGGGGCUGAGAGCUACUGCUUCGUUGCAGAGCGGCUAGAGAGGGGAACAGGUAGUCAGGAAUAGAGCCUUGCGUAACAUGUGGGGUUAUGGGGAGAUCCGGGGAGAAAGGGGACUUGGAAGUAGACAGAGAUGGUGCCGGAGGAGGGGUGUUAUGCUGAGGGACUGAGAAUGAAGUCAGACAUAGUGGUUGGUUUUAUUGCGGGGACGGAGCAGGGCCCCAGGGAGCAGUGCGGAGCGACAGUUGGUGCCCCUCCAUGCUGCUCGUUGACCCGGGAGCGGGAAGACGGCAGCGCGGGGCUCUGUGUCUGGCACACAGGCUUAGGGGUCUAGGUGGACCUCGGGUUCUGGGCUGAGGAGCUACAGGUGAGGUCAGUGGAGGAGGAGAACGGGGACCCCGUGAAGGAAGCGGGGGCGUGCGGGCGUCUGGGAAGCAGCCCGGCUGCAGGUGUUUCUCCGGGUGGGGAGCGGCUGGGGCUGGAGUGGACCAAGGCGGACGCAGCGAGUGCUCGGCGGAAUUUUAUAGCCUUUUAAGCACAUUCGUUAGGAAUAACAGAGUCGGUAUGACCUUUAUGGGUCAGUUACUGCACUUAUCCUCACAGUUCGCCACUCGUGAUGGUGAAAAGAAAGCUCUGCUUUAUUUGAAUAAAGAUCAUUCAGCUAAGACUGGGGAAGGCUUUACUUGAUACUAGUUCAUACGAAGAAGCCCUGGUUCAGAAAAGUGCACUGGGGACACUAGUAUUUUGUGGUUGCUAAAAAAUGUGAAUUCAGUUGUGAGACAUACUAACAAACGUAUGUUCAGUGUGCAGCGAAAGGACUUCGGUUCACCAAAUACGUGAGGAUGCUUUGUGACGGGAACAACGCCCAGGGGUGCGGAUAAAUGAGGAUACAGUUCCCCCCCUCGGGUGUCCCCUGAGGACAGAAGCGCCCUGUGGGCUAUGCUCACCUUCCAUGGCGGGGGCUGCCAGCUGACUCUCGACAAGAAGUGCACGCACCUGGUUGUUCCAGAACCAAAGGGGGAGAAAUAUGAAUGUGCUUUAAAGAGAGCAAGCAUUAAAAUCGUGACGCCCGACUGGGUCCUGGAUUGCAUAUCUGAGAAGACUAAGAAGGACGAAGCCCUUUACCAUCCUCGUCUCGUCGUUUAUGAGGAGGAAGAGGAGGAGGAGAAUGAGGAACCGGAGUCCCCGGAGGAGGCCAGCGCGGAGGAGAGGUUCAGCCCCGCCAGCUCUCAGGACGGCUCCCCCUCGGGUGGCCAGCAGCUCUCACCCAAGUCGAACGCUGAAAAAUCCAAAGGGGAAUUGAUGUUUGACGAUUCUUCAGAUUCGUCACCUGAAAAACAAGAGAGAAAUUUAAACUGGACGCCCGCGGAGGUCCCGCAGUUAGCGGCAGCGAAGCGCAGGCUGCCUCCUGGCCAGGAGCCCGGGUUAAUUAACUUGUGUGCCAACGUGCCGCCCGUCCCAGGGAACGUCCUGCCCCCCGAGGUCCGCGGUAAUUUAAUGGCUUCAGGACAAAGCCUCCAGAGUUCCGAAAGGUCAGAGAUGAUAGCCGCUUGGAGUCCAGCUGUGCGGACCUUGCGAAAUAUCACUAAUAAUGCUGACAUUCAGCAGAUCAACCGGCCGGCCAACGUAGCACACAUCUUACAGUCCCUCGCAGCUCCGACAAAGACCUUAGAGCCACAGGUGAACCACAGCCAGCAGAGCCAUGCGAAUGCAGCGCUGCUCAGCCAGGUGAAAGUGACCCCGGAGUCACAUCUGUCACCACCGGCCCCGCCGUCCGUCCUGCACCUGCCGCCCCAGCAGGCCCUGCAGCUCCAGCAGCAGCCUUACCCGCCGCCGCCGCAUCCGUUUCGGCCACCGCCGCAGGCCCACCAGCCUCAGUUACCCCCGCAGCAGCAGGCGCUGCAGCACCAGCUCGCACACUUGCAGCAGCUACAGCGCCUGCACCAGCAGCAGCAGAUGCAAACGCAGGCGCCCCAGGCCCCGCUGUGCCAGCCGCAGCGCCAGCUGUUCGGACACGACCCAGCAGUAGAGAUUCCAGAAGAAGGCUUCUUACUGGGAUGUGUGUUUGCAGUUGCGGAUUAUCCAGAGCAGAUGUCUGACAAGCAGCUGCUGGCCACGUGGAAAAGGAUAAUCCAGGCGCACGGAGGUGCUGUGGACCCCACGUUCUCGAGCCGCUGCACACACCUGCUCUGUGAGAGUCAAGUGAGCGGGCUGUUCGCACAGGCGGUGAAGGAGAGGAAGAGGUGUGUCACGGCGCACUGGCUGAACGCGGUGCUGAAGAAGAAGCGGCUGGUGCCGCCCCAUCGGGCCCUGCACUUCCCCGUGGCCUUCCCGCCCGGGGGGAGGCCGUGCUCCCAGCACAUUAUUUCUGUGACUGGAUUUGUUGACAGCGACAGGGACGACCUGAAGUUAAUGGCUUACUUGGCAGGUGCCAAGUACACGGGCUAUCUCUGCCGCAGCAACACGGUUCUCAUCUGUAAAGAACCAGCUGGUUUAAAGUACGAGAAAGCCAAGGAGUGGAGGAUCCCGUGCGUGAACGCCCAGUGGCUGGGAGACAUCCUCCUGGGGAACUUGGAGGCCCUGCGGCAGAUUCAGUACGGCCGCUACACCACCUUCAGCCUGCAGGACCCCUUCGCCCCGGCUCCGCACUUGGUCUCAAACCUUCUGGAUGCUUGGCGAGUUCCAUUGAAAGUGUCGGCAGAGUUGCUGAUGGGUGUACGACUGCCUCCCAAACUGAAGCAGAAUGAAGCCCCUGCUGUCCAGCCCUCUUCCAAAAGAGCCAGAAUUGAAGACAUACCACCUCCCACUAAGAAGCUAACGCCAGAACUGACCCCUUUUGUGCUCUUCACUGGAUUUGAGCCUGUUCAAGUUCAGCAGUAUAUUAAGAAGCUCUACAUUCUUGGUGGGGAGGUCGCCGAGUCUGCACAGAAGUGCACCCACCUCAUCUCCAGCAAGGUGACGCGCACCGUGAAGUUCCUGACGGCCAUCUCCGUGGUGAAGCACAUCGUGACUCCGGAGUGGCUGGAGGAGUGUUUCAAGUGUCAGAAGUUCAUUGAUGAGCAGAGCUACGUUCUCCGAGACGCCGAGGCCGAGGUGCUUUUCUCCUUCAGUCUGGAGGAGUCCCUGAGGAGGGCACGCGUGUCUCCGCUCUUUAAGGCGAAAUAUUUUUACAUCACUCCUGGAAUCUGCCCAAGUCUUUCAACUAUGAAAGCGAUUGUGGAAUGUGCAGGAGGGAAAGUACUGUCUAAACAACCGUCUUUCCGGAAGCUCAUGGAACAUACGCAAAAUAAGAGUUUGUCAGAAAUAAUUUUAAUAUCCUGUGAAAAUGACCUUCACUUGUGUCGAGAAUAUUUUGCCAGAGGAAUAGAUGUUCAUAACGCAGAGUUUGUUCUAACUGGCGUGCUCACACAAACACUGGACUAUGAAUCAUAUCCUUUUGAAAGAUGUGUGUGCAGAAACCCUCUCAGCACUAGUAUCUGAGCUGUGUGUGUUCCGUAUCUCCAGAGUUGGCGAUAAAAAUGAUAAAAGAUCCCUUACCUUUUUGGAGAUUUUGUUUCUAUACAAUAUGUGCUCUCACAUCUCUCCGGGUUUUUUUUCCUACCUUUGGGUGAUUGGUGGGUGUCAUCUCAGGGCCCCCUUUCUUGCGUCUGUAGCCUGAAAGGAGCCUGCGUCAUUCUGCCCCAGGACGGUUGGAGCCCCGGGUGGAUGGUGCAGAGUCGCAGGGGUUGGCGAGGGCUCGGGCGCCCGAAGCGCACCACCUCGGCGUGCGGCCUGUGUCGGAUGCUGUCACUAGUUUGCAUCGUGUUUGUUUGGCAGUUGAUUUCCUCAACAA